This is a messenger RNA of Leopardus geoffroyi (Geoffroy's cat), 2227 nucleotides long. RefSeq names its product EGF containing fibulin extracellular matrix protein 1 (gene EFEMP1). Lineage: Eukaryota; Metazoa; Chordata; Mammalia; Carnivora; Felidae. The transcript has 11 exons. Gene Ontology annotation, molecular function: calcium ion binding. The record is from RefSeq and is a predicted model, not a curated record. Bases 247 to 1761 code for a protein of 504 amino acids.
GGGCGCGGAACGAGAAGCGCAGCACGCUCUCCCGCCCGGCCUGUAGUGCUGGGCUCAGCUCUUGCACCUCCCUCCGCUCUCUCCUCCGCCCCCCUUCGCCCUCCCCCUUUCCCUCCCUUUCUCCUCCUCCUCCUCCUGCCGCCGCGGCCGCUGCCAGACCUCGCCAGUUCAGACCCACCGGGCUGCCCUCCCCUGCGCUCUCCCCCUGCUGCCCAGGCCCGGAGCGCAGCGCGGCCGCACAGAUUCAUGAUGUUGAAAGCCCUUUUCCUAACUAUGCUGACUCUGGCUCUGGUCAAGUCACAGGACACCGAAGAAACCAUCACGUACACGCAAUGCACAGAUGGAUAUGAAUGGGAUCCUGUAAGACAGCAGUGCAAAGAUAUUGAUGAAUGUGACAUUGUCCCAGACGCUUGCAAAGGUGGAAUGAAAUGUGUCAACCACUACGGAGGAUACCUCUGCCUUCCUAAAACAGCCCAGAUUAUUGUCAAUAAUGAACAGCCUCAGCAAGAAACACCGGCGGCAGCGGAAGGUGUGGGUGCCGCUGCAAAUGCUGCCGCCACAUCAGGUGCAGGCGCUGGGGGCAUGGCAGCCAGUGGCAUGGCAGCCAGUGCAGCGAUGCCUGGGGGUGGCUUCGUCGCCAGUGCUGCUGCUGUUGCAGGCCCUGAAGUACAGACUGGCCGAAAUAACUUUGUCAUCCGACGGAACCCAGCUGACCCUCAGCGCAUCCCAGCCAACCCUUCUCACCGGAUCCAGUGCGCAACGGGCUAUGAGCAGAGUGAGCAUAACGUGUGUCAAGACAUAGACGAGUGCACUGCGGGGACUCACAACUGCAGAGCUGACCAAGUGUGCAUCAAUUUACGAGGCUCCUUCGCCUGUCAGUGCCCCCCGGGGUACCAGAAGCGGGGAGAGCAGUGUGUAGACAUAGAUGAAUGCACCAUCCCUCCAUAUUGCCACCAAAGAUGCGUGAACACACCAGGAUCAUUUUAUUGCCAGUGCAGUCCUGGGUUUCAGUUGGCCGCAAACAACUAUACCUGUGUAGAUAUAAACGAAUGUGAUGCCAGCAAUCAAUGUGCUCAGCAAUGCUACAACAUUCUUGGUUCAUUCAUCUGUCAGUGCAAUCAAGGAUACGAACUAAGCAGUGACAGGCUCAACUGUGAAGAUAUUGAUGAAUGCAGAACCUCAAGCUACCUGUGUCAAUAUCAGUGUGUCAAUGAACCUGGGAAAUUCUCGUGUAUGUGCCCCCAGGGAUACCAAGUGGUGAGAAGUAGAACAUGUCAAGAUAUAAAUGAGUGUGAGACCACAAAUGAAUGUCGGGAAGAUGAAAUGUGUUGGAAUUAUCAUGGUGGCUUCCGUUGUUACCCACGAAAUCCUUGUCAAGAUCCGUACAUUCUAACAUCAGAGAACCGAUGUGUUUGCCCAGUCUCAAGCGCGGUGUGCCGAGAACUUCCCCAGUCCAUAGUCUACAAAUACAUGAGCAUCCGAUCUGAUAGGUCUGUGCCAUCAGACAUCUUCCAGAUACAGGCCACAACCAUUUAUGCCAAUACUAUCAAUACUUUUCGGAUUAAAUCUGGAAAUGAAAAUGGAGAGUUCUACCUAAGACAAACAAGUCCUGUAAGUGCAAUGCUUGUGCUGGUGAAGUCGUUAUCAGGACCAAGAGAAUAUAUCGUGGACCUGGAGAUGCUAACAGUCAACAGUAUAGGAACCUUCCGCACAAGCUCAGUGUUAAGAUUGACAAUAAUAGUGGGGCCAUUUUCUUUUUAGUCUUUUAAGAGUCCACUAUAGGCAUUUAAAUCAGCCAAAGAAUAUUGUUACAAUAAAGCACUAUUUUAUUUAUAGACGUAUCUAGUACAUCUACAUCUAUAUGCUGUACACUCACCAAUAAUUCAAACAAUUACACCAUGGUAUAAAGUGGGCAUUUAAUCUGUAAAGAUUCAAAGUUUGUCUUUAUUACUGUAUGUAAAUUAUACAUUAAUCCACUAAACUGGUCUUCUUCAAGAGAGCUAAGCAUACUCUAUCCAAUGAAACUUGGAUUCUUUUCUGUAAAAGUGGGACAAAGCAAUGAUUAUCUUCUGUGGUGCUUAAGGAAACUUACUACAGCCCCACUGACAGUCUCAUAAGGAGGCAGCCUCAUAACAUUGAACAGCAUGCAAGUUCAAGGAUGAAUUUUUUAACUGCUUUGUAACAAAAUGGAAAAAGUCAAUAAAGAUAUAUUUCUUUAGAAAAUGAG